Scleropages formosus (Asian bonytongue) is the source of this 3002-nucleotide messenger RNA. RefSeq names its product ATP-binding cassette, sub-family H, member 1 (gene abch1). The coding region runs from base 54 to 2201 and encodes 715 amino acids. Lineage: Eukaryota; Metazoa; Chordata; Actinopteri; Osteoglossiformes; Osteoglossidae. Gene Ontology annotation, cellular component: membrane; ATP-binding cassette (ABC) transporter complex. Gene Ontology annotation, molecular function: ATP binding; ABC-type transporter activity; ATP hydrolysis activity. The record is from RefSeq and is a predicted model, not a curated record. Gene Ontology annotation, biological process: transmembrane transport. The transcript is spliced from 20 exons.
UGGCGCAGGAUGCUGCCGGUGAUGCGCGCCGCGUUCCGCCGGACGGCACAGAGAUGGACGAGCGGGCUCCUCGCGUCUCUCCUCGCUGCGGUGAACAGGGUGCGGCCGGCGGGAUGAAGAGUGACGUCGAGGCGUCCUCUCCGUCCAGGUGCGACGCACCGGCCAUAGAGUGCAGGGACGUCUGUAGGUCCUACGGGAAGCUGAAGGUCCUGAACAACCUCACCCUGACGGUCCCACAGGGACACAUCUACGGUCUGCUGGGACCCAGCGGCUGUGGGAAGACCACCCUGCUGAAGUGCAUCGUGGGAACGCUGAAGAUCUCACGGGGCCGCAUCGCCGUUCUGGGGAGACCCCCUGCCUUCCCUGGCCACGGUGUCCCGGGCAGAAUGGUGGGCUACAUGCCCCAGGACCUGGCGCUCUACAGCGAGUUCACCAUCGGCGACACCUUCUCCUUCUACGGCCGCAUCCACGGGCUCUCCAGCAAGGACACCGGCGCCAGGAUGGACUUCCUCAUCGAUUUCCUGGACCUGCCGCAGAAGUGCAGCCUGGUGCGGAACCUCAGCGGAGGACAGAGGCGGAGAGUGUCGCUGGGCGCCGCCCUGCUGCAAAACCCCCGGCUGCUCAUUCUGGACGAGCCCACGGUGGGGGUGGACCCCGUGCUGAGAGCCAAAAUCUGGCAGCACCUGGUGGAAAUCGUGAAGGACGGCCGGGUGUCCGUCGUCAUCACCACGCACUACAUCGAGGAGGCCAGGCAAGCUCACGUGGUGGGGCUUAUGCGCAACGGGCGCCUGCUGGCGGAGGCCCCUCCGGACGCCGUGAUGAAGCAGCACAAUGCGCCGACACUGGAGACAGCGUUCCUGCAGCUCUGCGAGUCCUGGGACCAGACGGGCUCCCAGCGCUGCCCCAGCCCCCAGGGACGGCACACAAACAGCAGCCAAUCGUCGGACAGCAGCCGAGACGAGAGUCAGCCCAUCCUGGACUCGGGAGCAGCAUCAGCACCACAGGGGUCCAAACUGACGGUGGACUGGAAGGUGCGCGUCAGGCAUGUGAUCCCAAAGUGGCGGAACAUCGCAGCCCUGAUGAUCAAGACGAUGGUGCGGAUGAAGCGGAUGCCGGGAUUCCUGUGUUUCCAGUUCCUUCUGCCGGUGAUCCAGAUCUCCCUCAUGUGCCUCUGCAUCGGCGGAGACCCCCGCGGCAUCACGGUCGCCGUGGUGAACAACGAGACCGGGGGGCAGCUACUCAGCCGCUCGCUGCUCUCAUUCCUGGACAACUCCAGUGUGGAACAGGUGCAGCUCUCCCACUCGGAAGCCUUCGCUGGGAUCCAUGACGGGCGCUACUGGGGCAUCGUCGGCUUUGGCAAGAACUUCUCCAGCUACCUGAUGAAGAGGGUCAUGCAGAGGCAAGUGUCGCAGGAGGUCGUGGACGGCGGCUCCGUUCAUGUGUGGCUGGACCUGACCAACCGACAGAUCGCCAUCAUGCUGCAGAAAAAGCUUCAAGAAGCAUUUGAGGCCUUCGUCCAGCACGAACUUGGCACCAUGUCCUACCUGGUUUCCCUGCCCGUGAAGUUUGAGGAGCCUGUUUAUGGCAGCAGGAACAUGGAUUUCACCACGUUUGUGACACCAGGCGCCAUCCUGAGCAUCACCUUCUACCUGGCGGUGGGCCUGACCGCCCUCUCCUUCGUACUCGAGAGGAAGGAGGGCCUUCUGGACAGGUGCUGGGUAGCAGGUGUGAGCUCCCUGGAGACCAUGCUGGCCCACCUCUUCUCCCAGCUGUUUGUUAUCAGCGUCCAGAUUGCCCUCAUGCUGCUCCUCAUCUUCCUCGUCUUUAAGGUUCCGAAUGAGGGCUCCCUGCUGCUGGUCAUCACACUCAUCGUCCUGCAGGGCGUGAUGGGCAUCUCCUUCGGCCUGGUCAUCUCGGCGGCCAUUGACGACGAGCAGUCGGCCAAUCAGGCUGCUCUGGGCAUCUUCUACCCCAACCUCAUCAUCAGUGGCAUCAUCUGGCCGGUGGAGUGCAUCCCGUACCCCCUGCGCUACCUGAGCCUGGUCCUGCCCCAGACCUACGCGUCCGAGGCCCUGCGCUGCAUCAUGUACCGAGGGUGGGGUCUGUCACGGAUGAUGGUUUGGCGCGGCUUCGCCGUCACCCUGGGCUGGAACACGUUCUUUCUCAUCCUGGCCACGGUCAUCCUCAAGCUGCGGACAUGAGGAGCCGGGAGGUGCGCUGCACACUCGUCCUGCUCUUGGUGCUGGAGAGCCGAGGUCCUGCUGGCUGCUCUUAACAGGAAGGGGGGGUUGAUGGCCUCCCCGUGAGGAGGUGCCACCCCGACCCCCCCGGACAGUUGCUCCAGUGCGUUACCUCAGGAUUCCCACGGUGUGUUUCCCUAAAUCAUGGCUUUCACAGCAGCCACUUGGGUGCUAUUUGGGCUCAUUUACCGUGGUAAAACAUGCACGACACCUAUAUAAUUAAACAUGAAAAAUAUGUGUGUUUUUGCAGUAAAUUUGUACAUUAUGUUCGCAGUGGAGUAAAUUCAGAUGUGCAUAUUGUGAUAGUUUUACUGAGGCUCUCUGCUUUAAAUCUGCCCCCCCCCAAUGGCUGCUCUUUCUGCUCUUUACAUGAGUGUGUUCACCCCUGUGGUGCCUGCGUGUGUCCUUCCGCACCGCUUACCGUGUUACUGGGUGCUGUAAAGUACCGACGUUUGUUUGUGCUUCACAUGGUCUCUGGUUAAUGGGAAUUGAGUGUGUGGGUGUGUGUUUGUGUGAGACCAAAUGCCCGAGAGAUUUGCAGCGGAGACUAUGUAGCCCGGAGUGACCCUUUGUGAUUACCGAUGACUCAGGCCCAGAGAGCGAGUGGUGUGCGAGACUCUGUGUGUGGGGAUCUUUCUACCACUCCUCUCAACCACGGACUCGAAGGGUCUCAUCACUGUGCGCGUUUGAGAGACACGGUUGUGUUGACACCCCCCCUCCCCCCAUCUGGCUCUGGGCUCCACCAGCAGUCCUCAUUUCGGA